Monomorium pharaonis (pharaoh ant) is the source of this 6612-nucleotide messenger RNA. Its product is annotated as dynein heavy chain 10, axonemal-like. NCBI's taxonomy places the organism in Eukaryota, Metazoa, Arthropoda, Insecta, Hymenoptera, Formicidae. Gene Ontology annotation, molecular function: minus-end-directed microtubule motor activity; dynein light intermediate chain binding; dynein intermediate chain binding. The record is from RefSeq and is a predicted model, not a curated record. Gene Ontology annotation, cellular component: dynein complex. Gene Ontology annotation, biological process: microtubule-based movement.
GAUAUAUACCCGUGUCAUUUCACCUCUACGACUAUGUGCUAAAUUUGAAGAAAAACGUUUGGAUGGCAUGGAAAUGGUUGGUACCGGCGUAUUUUCACGACAGGCAGAAGAACUUCUCGGACAUUUUAGUACAGACAAUCGAUACUCUGCGCACCACGUGGUUUAUUGAUCUCAUGAACAAUCAACAGAGACCGGUACUGUUGGUCGGGGAAACUGGCACGUCGAAGACGGCCAUUAUUCAUGAAUUUCUAAGGAACUUGAACCCCGAAAGAUUCGAGCAGCUUUUAAUUAAUUUUUCCUCGAGAACCACUUCGAUGGAUGUGCAGAGAAAUAUUGAAUCAGUAGUGGAUAAAAGAUCAAGAGAAGUAUAUGGGGCACCACCCGGAAAGAAAUUAAUAGUUUUUAUCGACGACAUGAAUAUGCCAGUUGUCGAUAUUUACGGAACGCAGCAGCCCAUCGCAUUCCUUAAACUAUUGUUUGAGAGAGGCGGCUUUUACGAUCGCGGACGUGAUUUGAAUUGGAAGUACUUGAAAGAUAUCUGUUAUUUAGCAGCCAUGGGAGAACCGGGUAGCGGCAGGAAUGAAGUCGAUCCGCGAUUUAUCUCGAUGUUCUCGAUUUACAACGUGACUUUCCCAACGACCAAGACCCUCCAUCACAUUUACACGAGUAUCCUGUCCGGACAUCUACAAACAUUUUCGGAGGCAGUUCAGUCCAUUGCUAACGGACUCGUACAAUUGAUUAUACAUAUCAACAGCAUAAUACUAUUCAGUCAGUUAAGAAGCGGUUUACUGCCGACACCGUCCAAAUUCCACUACAUCUUUAACAUGCGAGAUCUCUCGAGAAUCACGGCCGGAUUGCUCCAGAGUUAUCCUGACUUCUAUCCAAGCGCGAAGCAGUUUGUCAGGCUCUGGAGAAACGAAAUCACCCGAGUUAUAUGCGAUCGUCUCAUUAGCGUGCAGGACGAGAACUUGGUAAUUGAGCAACUGAAUGAAAAAAUACGGAAUUAUUGGGACCUAGAACCCGAAGUGGUUAAGUACAGUUUAAGAGACCCGAUACUCUACGGCGAUUUCAGGAAUGCCUGCAACGAGGAUGAACCUAGGUUUUAUGAGGAUCUGUUGGAUUACGAGGCGGUUUACAGCUUGUUUCUAGAGAUUUUCGAAGAAUACAACGAGAGGAACAAGACUAAACUGCACAUGGUUCUCUUUAAUGAUGCAUUAGAGCAUCUGACCAGAGUGCACCGUGUACUUCGAAUGCAUCGCGGUCACGUGCUGGUUAUCGGAACGGGCGGUAGCGGCAAGAAAUCUGUAAUAAGAUUGGCGUCAUUCGCUGCCGGUUACCAGCUAUUUCAGAUCGUCCUGAGUCGCGGAUACAACGAAGCGUUCUUCCGCGAGGACAUGAAAAAUCUGUACAACAUGGUCGGGUUAGAGAACAAGAAGGUCGUGUUCAUGUUCACAUCUGGCCACAUCAAGGACGAGAGCUUUCUUGAGUUGGUGAACAACAUGUUAACGGCGGGCUUCGUGCCAGGUCUUUUCAAUGACGAAGAGAAAGAUACGAUCGUUACUUCCUGCAGAGGGGCAGCGGUUAAAGCAGGCUUUGAUAUUUCAAAGAAAAGCGUCUGGUCGUACUUUGCCAAGACGUGCACCGCAAACUUACGGAUAGCGCUGGCGAUGAGUCCAUCGGGCGAUGCCCUGCGGACGCGAUGUCGCAAUUAUCCUGGCUUGAUCGACAAUACCACUAUAGACUGGAUGUUUCCGUGGCCGCAGCAGGCCCUGGUGGCGGUGGCAAACGUUUUUAUCAGAGAUAGUCCAAUUGUGCCGCAGGAGUACAAUAAGGUAAUCGUGAGUCACAUCGUGCACGUGCAUACAUCCGUAUUACAAUAUACAGUGGACUUCGCGACGAAACUGAGGCGACGAAAUUAUGUCACGCCAAGGCAUUUCUUGGACUUCAUCAACACUUAUCUAAAGCUGAUGGUGGAGAAAAAGAACUUCAUAAAUUCACGUCGCGCGCGCCUUUCCGGAGGACUGCAGAAGAUCAUGGAAGCUUCGGUGUCGCUGACGGAACUAAAUAAAGUCUUGGAUGUGCAAAGAAUCAAAGUGAAUGAUCAAACACGAAGUUGCGAACAGUUGCUCGCGUCCAUCGGCGAGAGUACAGACGUCGCGAUGGAGAAGAAGCAACUGAGCGAAGAGAAAAGGAAGGAAAUUGAGGACAAGAAGAAAAUGAUAGCCAAAGAGGAAACUGAAGCCAGGCAGGCUCUGGCGGAGGCCCAACCGGCUCUUGAUGCGGCUAAACUUGCACUGAGCGAACUCGAUAAAGCUGAUAUCACCGAGAUAAGAUCUUUCGCCACUCCGCCCGAACCGGUGCAGAUUGUUUCGGAAUGCGUUGCGAUACUUCGGAACGUCAGAGACGUGUCGUGGAAAGGAGCGAAAGGCAUGAUGAGCGAUCCUUAUUUUUUGAGACACUUGCAGGAAAUGGAUUGCGAUCAGAUUACUCUGCGGCAACAGCAAGCAGUUCGGACGCAUUUGAAGAAAACUGAUAAGCUAGAUCAGAUGCAGUUCAUUAGUAAAGCGGGAUACGGCUUAUACAAAUUUGUGCUUGCUGUUCUGGAUUACUGCGCCGUUUAUAGAGAGGUAUUCACGGAGUUUUGUGAAGCCAAAAUCGACAGAGUUCAGGAGCUCGAAGCGGAAUCCGAAAAAGCCAGGCGCGCGUUGGAAAAGGAAGAGAGGGAAUUAAAACGAUUGGAGAAAAUGAUCCAGGAAUUAAACGCGAAGUACGAUGUCGCGAUGAACGAGCGACAGAAUCUUCAGGACGAAACAGACUUGCUGCAACGACGUCUUAUAGCUGCCGACAAGCUUAUCUCCGGAUUAUCUUCCGAGAAUGAACGAUGGCGGAAGGAUCUGCAGGUUCUUCAAGAUGAUAUGCAGAAGAUUACGGGAAAUUGUUUGCUCGGAGCGUCGUUUUUGACCUACAGCGGGCCGUUCUCCUACGAAUUCAGGAAUGAAAUGUACAGCGACUGGCGGAGGAGCAUUUUAGAGAAGAAAUUACCCUUAUCGAUCCCCUUCAAACUCGAAACGCAACUAAGCGACGACGUUGAAAUUAGCAGAUGGAAUUCAGAAGGUCUCCCACCGGACGAGCUAUCCGUGCAAAACGGUAUACUUGCCCUGAAAGCAUCCAGAUUUCCAUUUUGCAUUGAUCCGCAGCAGCAAGCGUUAAAUUGGAUUAAGAAGAGGGAACAGAAACAGAACUUGAAGAUUCUCUCCUUUACAGACGCGGAUUUUUUUAAGCAAGUCGAAUUGGCUAUUAAUUAUGGUCUGCCUGUGCUUGUUGAAGAUGCCGACGAGGUUGAUCCCAUCUUGGACAACGUCUUAUCGCGAAAUAUUCAGACCGCUGCGGGGCGAACUUUCGUCAUUCUUGGUGAUAAAGAGGUAGAUUAUGAUCCACGAUUCCGAAUAUAUUUAACAACGAAAAUGACCAAUCCGAUGUUGGAUCCUGCCUUGUAUGCCAAAGCAGUUGUUAUCAAUUACAUGGUCACCACAGCAGGUUUGGAGAACCAACUUCUGUCGGUAGUGGUGAGAACCGAAAGACCGGACAUCGAGGAGCAGCGCGAGACGCUGAUCCUGGAGACCAGCGAGAACAAGAAUCUGCUGCAGCAACUGGAAGACAGUCUUCUGCGCGAAAUUGCCAUGGACCAGCGCAACAUGGUGGACAACAUCGAGCUGAUUGAGACCCUGGAAAACAUCAAGUCCAGCGCCAGGGAAGUGAUGAACAAACUGUCGCUCGCGGAAGUCACUGCGGCCGACAUAAACAAGCUUCGCGAAAACUAUCGUCCGGUGGCGAAGCGGGGCGCAAUUCUGUUCUCCGUGCUGGUCGACAUGGCCACCAUAAGCGCCAUGUAUCAGUACUCUCUGAUCAGCUACGUCGAAGUGUUUGUUCACUCGCUAAAGCGAUCGUUACCCGAUCCGGUGAUCGCUAAACGACUGAGCAGUAUUAUUCCAAUGUUGACGAAGAAUGUUUACAAUUACGGCUGCACUGGCAUCUUCGCGCGGCACAAGCUUCUCUUCUCCUUGCAAACUUGCGUAAAAAUAGAGCAGAGUUUGGGCAACGUGAAUCAAAAGCAAUUGGAUUUCUUCAUCAAGGGCAGCGUGGCCUUGGAGAAAUCGCUCGAACCUACUCGUUGGUUGUCGGCGUCGGGCUGGGAAGACGUCCUCAAGCUGGCGAGCGAUUUCCCGGAGAAGUUUGAACAACUUCCGGAAGAGCUACGGGAUUACGAAGACGAGUGGAAGAAGUGGUGCGACUCCGACACACCGGAGUCGGAUGAUCUUCCGUGCGACUAUAGCACGCGGUUGACACCAUUCGAGAAGCUGAUGCUGUUACGUUGCUUCCGCGUAGAUCGCGUCUAUCGUGGCAUAAUUAGUUACAUCACCGAGAUCAUGGGCGAGCAAUACAUCACGCCGCCUCGUGUGAGCUUCGACAUGAUUUUCGAGGAAAGUAUGCCGACCAUGCCUGUGGUCUUUAUUUUAAGCCCGGGUUCAGAUCCCACGUCGGAGCUGAUGAAGUUGGCCGAUCGAUAUGGCUGCGGCGGAGGAAGAUUCAGAUAUCUCUCCCUCGGUCAAAGCCAAGAUAAGAUCGCGAUGGAAUUACUGGAGACAGCGAUAACGAGAGGUCAGUGGCUGAUGCUGCAGAAUUGCCACUUGCUGUUACCCUUCACGAAGAAGCUAGAGAAGAUCGUGGAGAACAUAGAGAAGCCUCAUCCCGACUUCCGCUUAUGGCUCACCACCGAAUCAACCCCCAAUUUUCCAAUCGGAAUACUCCAGCAAUCUCUAAAAGUGGUGAUGGAACCGCCGAGUGGAUUGAAGCCAAAUUUGCAAAACACGUACUUCAACAUGCGACCGCAGCUCUUAGAAAGUUGCCCUCAUCCACUUUACAAGCACUUAAUUUAUGUUCUCGCGUUUUAUCAUGCAGUUAUUCAGGAGAGAAGAAAGUACGAUAAGAUCGGAUGGAACAUAAAGUACGAUUUCAAUGAGUCGGAUUUCAAUGUGUGUGUUAGCAUCCUAGACACUUAUUUGACGAAGGCACUGGCAACAAAGGGCUUUCAAGUACCGUGGAACAGCCUUAAGUAUUUAAUUGGCGAAGUGAUGUAUGGCGGAAGAGUGAUAGACAGCUACGAUCGUCGCGUUUCGUACACAUAUAUGGACGAGUAUUUCGGUGAUUUUCUCUUUGACGAGUUUCAACCGUUUCACUUUUACAAGGACGACAUCGUCGACUACGUGAUACCGCCGGAAGGAAAUCGCGACGAUUACUUGCGAUUUAUCGAAGAGCUCCCGCUGGUAAAUGGCCCGGAGGUGUUCGGGUUGCAUCCAAACGCCGAAAUAGGAUACUUUACGCAGGCAGUUAAUAAAAUGUGGAGGCAUCUCAUAGAACUCCAGCCGCAAAUUGCCAUGGACAUCAGCGGCGUCAGCAAGGAUGAAUUUAUCGACAAUGUAGCGAAAGAGGUUUUGACCAAAAUACCCGCGCAAUAUGAUGUUAGUAAGGUCAAGAGAAAUUUCGGCGUGGCUGUAACACCGACCGCGAUCGUUCUAUUUCAGGAAUUAGAGCGAUUCAACAAAUUAAUAGAAACAAUUACAAAAACGUUGACCCAACUGAGAAAGGCUAUUGCUGGCGAAAUCGGAAUGGACGCGAUGCUGGAGAACGUUUCCGCAGCGCUUUAUAACGGUAUUCUGCCCAAAGAAUGGGCCAGACUGGCGCCAGAUACGCGAAAGAAUCUUGCCGGCUGGAUGGACCACUUUCAAAAGAGAAUAAAUCAAUACACAAACUGGUCAGGCGCGAAUGAACCCGUGGUGGUCUGGUUGUCCGGAUUGCAUGUUCCGGAGACUUAUCUGGCGGCUCUGGUACAAAUGACUUGCCGCAAGAAUAAUUGGCCCCUCGAUCGUUCCGCCAUUUACACGACGGUGUCCACGUUCUCUAAACCCGACGAUGUGGAAGAGAGACCCAAUCAUGGUUUUUACGUGCACGGAUUGUAUGUGGAAGGCGCUAGGUGGGAUAUGAAAGAGCGUUGUUUGAAAAGAUCGCAUCCGAAAGUUUUGAUUGAGGAACUGCCAAUAUUGACCGUCAUACCUACUGAAGUUCAUAGACUGAAGUUACAGAAUACGUUUAAAACUCCCGUAUAUAUUACUUCAAACCGGCGAAAUGUCCUCGGUGUUGGUUUAGUCUUCGAAGCAAAUUUAGCGACUCCGGAACACAUUUCGCAUUGGGUGCUUCAAGGUGUUUGUCUAUUGUUAAAUGCAGAUUAAAACUGUCUUUAAAACUAAUAAGAAAGUGAGAUAUUUAAAGUACGCUGUAUUUUUCAAUAUAUUUGAUGUAUUACUAUAUCUAUAUCUGUAUCUGUAUUAAUCAAUGAUUGUACUGUAAACAUAACUGGCUAUAAAACUAUUCUUAUAUAUUUUCAAAUAUUAUAAUUUUAAUAAAAUUAUGUUGUCGACGUGCAGCACUUUCUCGCGCUUGCACAUGCGAAUGCGCACUCCCGGAAAUCGUGGAAAUAGUCAAGAGCGCAGGAACAACAACGAAAUGUAAUAAUAACAAAAUCCGUUGCUAAAUCCUUAUAAAAAUGUUAACAUU